Messenger RNA from Cercopithifilaria johnstoni, 1644 nucleotides. The record is from the annotation of a GenBank genome assembly. NCBI's taxonomy places the organism in Eukaryota, Metazoa, Nematoda, Chromadorea, Rhabditida, Onchocercidae.
AUGGAUCGAAGACAGUUUCAGAAUAGAAAUGAAAUGGGAUACGAAUUAGAUGAAGCAUCGGCUAGCAAACAGCCUAACAUUGCGAUGGCUGCCGUUUCCAACAAAUUACUUAAUGCUACUGAUCAGUGUUCAUGCUGCAACUGUGCAAAGCGUUGGCAGCUUGCAAUUCUAGCUAAUCUCGGGUUUUUGAUUGUUUUUGGUAUACGUUGUAAUUUUGGCGCCGCAAAAAAUCAUAUGGCGCGUGAUUAUACAGACCCGUGGGGCAAGCAUCAUAGACGUGAAUUUAAUUGGACAUUAACAGAGCUGGGUGUUAUGGAAAGUUCAUUUUUCUAUGGCUAUUUGCUGACGCAAGUACCGGCAGGCUUCUUGGCUGCUAAAUUUGCACCUAAUAAAUUAUUUGGCCUUUCCAUAGGUUUGGCAUCAUUUUUCAAUAUCUUACUACCUUUUGCGUUCCAUACCAAUAACGACACUUUAAUUGCAAUGAUUCAAAUACUACAAGGGCUUGUACAAGGUGUAUCGUAUCCUGCGAUACAUGGUGUAUGGCGCUAUUGGGCUCCUCCAUUGGAGCGAUCCAAAUUGGCAACAACUGCAUUUACAGGUUCCUAUGCUGGGGCGGUAGUCGGUUUACCGGCUUCUGCUUGGCUCGUCAGUUACAUACAUUGGUCUGCGCCAUUUUAUGUUUACGGUUUUGCUGGCGUAAUGUGGGCAGUAUUUUGGUUUGCAUUAACAUUUGAAAGUCCAACAUUCCAUCCAACGAUUUCGAUGGAUGAAAAGAAAUAUAUCUUGGAAACAAUUGGACCAGUAUCCACAAGUCACGCAACUCUUGCGUCAGUACCUUGGAAGGCAAUACUACUAUCAAAGCCAGUCUAUGCAAUAAUUGUGGCAAAUUUCGCACGGAGUUGGACAUUUUACCUUCUUCUUCAAAAUCAGCUUACCUAUAUGAGAGAAGUGCUCAACAUGGCAAUUAAUGACAGCGGUUUGAUAGCCGCAUUGCCCCAUGCAGUGAUGGGUUUGGCAGUACUUGGUGGUGGUCAAUUAGCCGAUUAUUUGCGUUCUCAUCAAAUUCUCAGUACAACGGCAGUGCGGAAACUUUUCAACUGUGGCGGCUUUGGUGGAGAGGCAAUAUUCAUGCUUGUUGUCGCCUAUACUAAAAGUGAUGCAACCGCAGUAUUUGCUCUAAUACUUGCCGUUGGCAGUAGCGGUUUUGCAAUCUCAGGUUUCAAUGUGAAUCACUUGGACAUAGCGCCACGUUAUGCAGCAAUACUGAUGGGCUUCUCGAAUGGUAUAGGUACCCUGGCUGGCCUUACAUGCCCUUUUGUGACAGAAAAGUUAAUUUCACGUGGUCCACGAGGAUGGGAAAAGGUGUUUCUGCUCGCAAGCCUUAUACACUUCACCGGUGUCACUUUCUACGCUGUCUAUGCAUCCGGUGAAUUGCAGGAUUGGGCUGAGCCAAAAGAUGAGGAAGAAUCCUGGUUCAAUAAAAAUGUCUGUAAAAGCGGUACAGUUGCUGCUAGCGACUAUGGUACGGUGAAUUCAGAACAAGGACAAAGUAGUCCAGCCCCGGACUUCGAUAAAAUCUGGAACGGUAGCACUAUGUCCACUUCUUGCUAUCUUGCUAUUCCAUUUGCCUAUUUUUGCCAGUAG